This is a messenger RNA of Hibiscus syriacus, 616 nucleotides long. RefSeq names its product 60S ribosomal protein L12-3-like. The coding region runs from base 115 to 615 and encodes 166 amino acids. The record is from RefSeq and is a predicted model, not a curated record. Gene Ontology annotation, cellular component: cytosolic large ribosomal subunit; ribosome. Gene Ontology annotation, molecular function: structural constituent of ribosome; large ribosomal subunit rRNA binding. Gene Ontology annotation, biological process: translation. Lineage: Eukaryota; Viridiplantae; Streptophyta; Magnoliopsida; Malvales; Malvaceae. The transcript has a single exon.
CCCUAAUUUUCCACCCCUUUAAACUCUUCAACACUCUGCAUAUUUACACAUCGCCGCCUCACAAAUUCACACCCUUUGCUCGCUACCCAGCCUCUCAAAUUCCUAACCCUAAGCAUGCCGCCGAAGUUCGACCCGACCCAAGUUGUCGACGUCUUCGUUCGAGUCACCGGAGGUGAAGUCGGAGCUGCCAGUUCCCUCGCGCCUAAAAUCGGUCCUUUGGGUCUCUCCCCCAAGAAAAUUGGUGAAGACAUCGCCAAAGAAACCGCCAAGGACUGGAAGGGCUUACGUGUCACGGUUAAGCUUACCGUCCAGAACCGUCAAGCCAAGGUCACCGUAGUCCCUUCCGCCGCCGCUCUGGUCAUCAAGGCCUUGAAAGAGCCUGAAAGGGAUCGUAAGAAGACGAAGAAUAUCAAGCAUAAUGGGAAUAUUAGCCUUGAUGAUGUGAUUGAGAUUGCCAGAGUCAUGAGGCCUAGAUCCAUGGCUAAGGAUCUGAGAGGAACCGUGAAGGAGAUUUUGGGAACUUGUGUCUCUGUUGGGUGCACGGUUGAUGGGAAAGACCCUAAAGAUUUGCAGCAGGAAAUUUCUGAUGGGGAUAUCGAUGUUCCCUUGGAGUGAA